CAACAAUCUUUUUUAUACAAUUUUAUCAUUAUAUAUUUGCAUUUUUAUUUCACUCGUAGUAAAGUACUUAUUCAACAUUUCUUUUUUAUUUAUUUAAUAAUACAAAUCGUGUGAACUACUCCAUUAAAUUAAAUUAAUCUUACAAAAUAAGUUUUAUUUUGGGCAAGUUUCCUUUUUUAUUUGAUCUUUGCUUCUGUCCAUAAAGAUAAUUCUGUGAUUUAAAAUUAUUACUUUGAAUAUUGCUUUAAAGCGGAGCGGCCGCCGCCGCCGUUCGGUGGGGUGGUGCUUCAUUGUGGAUUUGGGCUUCUCCAGCCACCUUCAUCCUUUUAUAUUCAGUUAUGCCCGCCAAGUAAAUUGAAACCCCUUCUACGUGAAAAAAAUUUACACUCAGCAACAGCGCCCGCCAUGUGUAUUCCAAUUCUUCAACACAGAAUGGAUCACCACCAGCAAAGCAAACACAGCGUCAUUCGGUCGCAGUGCUAUAAAUUUGCUGAUGCUGGUCUAUUGUUGAUGACAAUAAGACAGAUAGAUAUUUGAUAAUUUUAUAUUAAUUUAAUUAUUUUAAUUUUGUAUUCUGAUACAAAAUUUUUAUCGGUGCUGAUGGAAACAUUUGAUAAUUCUUUAGAUAAUAGGGGUUUUUCUUUUUUAGUUCUGAACAGAGUCUGAACUGUCAAAAAAAAAAAUCUUAUUUCUUUUUUGUUCAGAGCUUCAAAAUGUGUAUCUUUUUUGAUCUCAAAUCUGUUUCAAUAUUUAUUCAGAACCCUCAGAACACGUUCAGUUCAGACUCUGUUCAUCUCAACUAAAAAAGAAAAACCCCUAAUUGAAUCCGUUCAAUUUGUUUCACGUUUUCCAUUGGCGCGUUCAAACUUGAGUCACUUUCCAUAACAAAAUUCUAAAAAAAUAACGAAAAGCUUCAAAAUACAAUAAAAUAAAAACUAACAAAUCGACGGUUAAACUUCAUAACAUCGUAAGUCGAAAAAUUCGAAAAAAAAUGUUAAUCCAAACAAUUCAGAAAAUUCAGAGCUAUCUUUUGGUAUAUUCAGUUCAACAAUGUUGUUUUGAACAUUUUUUAGGAAUGACGAAACUCAAAAGGUCGUAUUGAUAGAUCCCAUACAAAAACACAACAUAUUGUUUUUUUAUUUCUGAAAAACUUGCAAAAACGACUUACGAGGUUAUGAAGUUUAACCGUCGAAAUGCUUUAUUUUAAGUUCCUUUGGUAUCAAAAAGUUUUAAAAUAUUGUCAAAAAAUUAACGAAUACCUUAUUUUCAGUUAAAUUAGUAUCAAGAACUUUUAAAAUACUUUCAAUUGAAAGAUUAACAAAUAGUUUUAAAAUUUGUAUAUCAAUAUCAAAUGAAAAAAAACGAAUAGCUAAGGAAUACAAUGAAACAAAAGCAACCAAGUUUGUUUGAACUCAUAAUUUUACUUACAAACAAAAGCUAUUGCUAUCUUUUAAAAUAUUUGUUUUCUCAUUUUUCCACGAAAUAAAUUAAUUGUUAGUUCAAGGCAUUGAAAUACGAACAAAAAAUCCAUACUAUAUACUCUUUAAGGCCCCACUACCACUUAGCUAGCUACAGAUUUAUUAACGAGUAAUUAGCUGAACGCAUUCAUUUUUAAAGAGUUCAACUUUUCAUUUAGUUUGACGUUUACAACUCAAAAAGCCAAAGCCAAAUUUUAAUUGUGGGUGAAAACCUUAAGACUCAUUAAAGCCGAUCAAAAAUCACCAAUCCUUGACGUAAAAUAAGACCCAAAACAAGAGCUAAUAGAAGAAUCGUGAAAAAACUACAACAAGGAGUUAAAGAAAAAGACUCAUUAAAGCCGAUCAACUAUUUAAAGAUUACCAUACCUUGACGCAAAAUAAGACCCAAAACAAGAGCUGAUAGAAGAAAAUCAAAAAACUUCAACAACAUUGGUCAGGAGUUAAAGAAAAAGACUCAUUAAAGCCGAUCAACAAUUAAAAAAUCACCAUUCCUUGAGGUAGAAUAAGACCCAAAACAAGAGCUGAUAGAAGAAAAUCAAAAAACUUCAACACCAUUGGUCAGGAGUUAAAGAAAAAGGUAUGAUUUUCAAUCAAUGAUUAGAUUUUUAGUACUAGCCAUAUAUUUAUGCCACCGGGUACAAAGGGAUUAAAUCAAAAAGCUGUAAUCUUCGGGUUUUGAACAAUAAACUCUUUAUUCUCUUUCAUUGAGCAUCAAAACAUAAAGCUAGAGCAAAUCAUUUCUAUAAAAAUAAACCGAUCAGUACUGAAAACCCCUUUGUACCCACGGAAAAGUCAUAAGAAUUUGUCCACCGAAAAAUUUUAAUUGUUUUUUUUUACUUUUGGGAGCUGAUAACUCAGCAGCUUCACAAAGUCCAAACUCAUUUUACAUUAUUAUAUUGAAUCUUGAAUCUAUAUACUUUUAAAGAAACUUUGAAGAACACAUAAAACUAUAUUUCAAUUAAUACAAACUAAGCAAAAACUCAAAAAAGACAUACUGAUACCUUAUUUAAAUAGAAUCUUGAAUCUAUAUACUUAUAUGUUUGAAUUAAAGGCGUUUCUGGCUAACUUUUUCAAGCUCGCUACGCUUGUUUUUCAUUAGUUACAAAGAAAAACCUUAGAAACCAUAGGUAGCCACCCAUUGACUCUAUAUUUUACAUUAAAGCCGAUCAACUGUUUAAAAAUCACCAUUACUUGACGAAAAAUAAGACCCAAAACAAUACCCAAAGAACUUCAACAAGAUUGGUCAGGAGUUAAAGAAAAAGGUAUGAUUUUCAAUCAAUGAUUAGGUAUUUGAGUACUAGUGAUAUAGAAGAAUAUGUCCACAGAAAGUUUUUAUUGCUUUUUUAAGUUUUGUUAGCUGAUUGCUUUGCACCUUAACAAAAUCCAACCCCAUUAUACAUAAUGUUUUGAAUUUCAUAUCUAAAUUUGUAUCUCUAACCCCUGAUAUAUCAGAAAAUAAUGCUUAUAUGAAAAAACGUUUAUUCGUACGAAUUAAAAACACAUUUAACAAAACUUAGCUCUGAUUUUUCAAUCGUCAGUUAGACUAUCAGAAGAAUAAAUGUCAAUAUAAAAAAAACUUUUAUUCCUAGGAAUAAGCUCUAUCUGAGGUUUAUCUGACUAUUGAAAAAUUGACCCUUAGUUGAAUUUGCAAUCUACAAUUUUAUCUUUAACUUUAAUCGCAAUCGUUUUUUUUUUGUUUAAUUUAAAAUUACAAACAUAAGCUUGAUAAAUUUUGAUUUGAAACAAUUUUAAAGUAAAAAACUUUCUCACUUCUAAUCAGCAGCUACUGAGCCAAGUUUGAAAACUUUAUAUACUAAGGGCCAAUUUUUCAAUAGUCAGUUAAACAGUCAGUUAGUACUUAUUCCUAAGGAUAAAGAAAAAAUCAAUUUUUCAACACGCAGGUAUAGCUUAUUCCUAAGAAUAAAACUAUCUGCUUCUUUCAGAGACGAAUAAAAAUUAUUCUAAGGAAUAAUCUAAACAAAAAUAUUGUGUCAGUUGUCAAAGCUGUUUUGAAAGAAUUUUCAAAAAAAUACAGUGGAAAACAAGAAAACAAAAACAAUCAUGAAUAAAAAUGACGUUUAAUUUUAAAUAUUUUUGAAUUUGACAAUUUUUUUUUGUUAUUCUGUAGAAUAAAUUAUUCUUGAUUGAAAAAUUCAAUGUUUUUAUCUGAUUGUUUAUGAGCCUAAUAACUUUAUUCUUCGAACAGUUAACUGACUGUUUAUUAGAAGAUUGAAAAAUUGGCUCUAAAUAGAUUUAGUUCCGAAAUAAAAAACAAAAACUAUUCUUAUUCAUAUUACAGUCAACAAGCUGAAAAUGCAUUGCGUUAUCUGCUCAGAAGAAUUUAAUUGCUUAAAAAAAUUAUUCAUGCAUUUGAAAAUUCUACAUGGUUGUGAUAAAAAAAGCAAUUUGAAAUGCUUUGAAAAAUCAUGUCAACAAAUAUUUAAUGGAUUACCUUCAUAUAAAAAACAUUUAAGCACCCAUUUGAGGAACUUAGAUACAAUUGAAAUCGAACCACCACUAAAUAUGAACUCUACGCAUGAUAAUUUAAGCACAAAAGCUGGCAAUUCUUCUAGUAUUUUUGAAAACAUGAUACAAAAUAAUCCUUAUUCAUCAAAUGAACAAGAACUACCAGUAUCAAAUGGCAGUGCAGAAAAAAUUCAAGCGCCUUUACAAAGCAUUAUAGAAAACAGCAUACUUCAAUUCGUUCUAAGUCAAUACAAUAACAAUAAUUUUUCUAGAAAAGAUGCAUUUACCAUACAAAAAGCUGCUGAGAAUUUUAUUAUAUCACCAUUGCUAGAUAUAGUGCUUGCCAUUGAAAUGUGUGAGGAAGAUAAAAAAAAAAUAGAGAAUGUUGUUAAAGAAUAUAGAAAAGUUAUUAAUGAAUUAAAUACUGAGUAUAAGCUUGAAAAGUUCUUAGAAAAUCGAGAUUUAUUUAAAAAACCAAAAGAAUUUGACAUUAACAGAGAAAUUUCUCAUAUUAUGAAAAACGGGCAGAGCAUUUUAGAGGAAAAAGUAGAGAAGGGUAUUCUUAUGGACCUAAAAUUUGAAUUCCGAAAAAUUUUUGAAAAACCAGAAAAUCAAGAAGUACUUACAACUUUUUUGGAUGAACAUAGCAAGCCAUCGAAUAUAAGAAAUUUUAUAAACGGAGAAUUAUGGAAACAAAAAAAAGCAAUGUAUGAAAAUAAGAAGUUGGUACCAUAUUAUCUGUUCACAGACGAUUUCGAAGUAAAUAAUCCACUUGGAGCUCAUAGUGGAGUUCAUAAAUUAACAGGAAUAUACUUUUCCAUUCCUAUAUUCGAAAAUUAUUUUAAAGUCAGUGACAUUUAUCUGGCUGGCUUGAUUAAGGCUCAUGAUAUCAAAACAUACGGAAAUGAUUUGACAAUUUAUAACCUUGUUCAAGAAAUUAUUUCUCUAGAAAUUGAAGGAAUUGACCUAAUUCUUAAUGGCCAGAAAACAACAAUUUGCUUAGUAAUGGGCCUAAUUUUGGGAGAUAAUUUGGGACUUAACCAGAUUCUUGAAUUUAGUAAAUCUUUCUCUUCUAACUACUACUGUAGGUUCUGUAUAGCGCCAAUUGCAUCGACUAAAGUUAUGUGCAAGGAAGAUUCAACAUUGAUUAGAACUGAGGAAAAUUAUGAUGAGAAUUUAUCUAAAGACUUUUCAUCUACAGGAGUUUACAAAAACUCAAUUUUGAAUAAAAUUCCUUCUUUUCAUGUUGUAACUAAUUUUUCCGUUGAUCUUAUGCAUGAUAUUUUUGAGGGCGUUGCGCAUUAUAAUCUGACACAUGUAAUACAACAUUAUAUAAAAAACAAAGUAUUUACGUUAGCUGAACUUAAUGAAUAUAAGUUAGCAUUUUCCUAUGGAGAUACUGAGAAAGGGAAUGUUUUUAAGGAUAUUACUGUUCAACAUUUGAAAAGAAAAAGACUGAAUGCUUCAGCAAGAGAGAUGUGGACAUUUAUUCACCAUUUUCCUCUGAUGAUUGGUCACUUAAUCCCAGUAAAUGAUGAAGUUUGGGAGUUCAUCAUUAUUUUUAUAAAAAUGAUUGAUAUAUUGCUUUUACCACAGUGUAAUGACAGCAAAUUAGAUGAACUUGAACAUCUAAUUGAAAAACACAAUGAGUUAUAUCAAAAUUUAUUUGGCGAUACUUUAAAACCUAAACAUCACAAUCUUAUCCAUUAUCCUCGAAUUAUACGAUAUUCAGGACUUCCAAAAUUUUAUUGGUCAUUUUUAUUUGAAGCAAAACAUCAAGAACUAAAAUCAUACAGUAGAGUUACAUCCAGCCGUAAAAAUAUUUUACUUUCAAUUGCAACGAAAUUCCAAUUCAAGUUCGCUUACCAAAUUACUAAACCCAGGGACGAUUUUCUUCAAUUCUCCCAUCAUGAUGAAAUAUCUUCUGUUGCUGAAAAUAUAUCCGACCUAAGUUUCGAUAUAUUAAAUCUGAAUUCAAAACAUUUCGAAAAAAUUGAAUAUCUAGGAACAGUCUAUAAAAAGGGUUCUUACUUAUCAAUAACCAAUAAUUUAAAUGUGAUUUUUUUUAUAAUUACACGUAUAAUCAUUUUAGAUGCAAAUAGAAAAAUAUACAUGCUUUGCCAGGAAAUACCAACAAUAUUUAACGAUCAUUAUAUCAUUUUCCAAAAGAAGAAAAAUUUAUAUUAAAAUCAAUUACAGCAUUUGAUGGACCACCGGUCCAUUCUCAUAAGAUUCUUUAUGCUGGUGAAU
Episyrphus balteatus (marmalade hoverfly) is the source of this 6194-nucleotide messenger RNA. RefSeq lists its product as uncharacterized. Lineage: Eukaryota; Metazoa; Arthropoda; Insecta; Diptera; Syrphidae. The coding region runs from base 3792 to 6131 and encodes 779 amino acids. The record is from RefSeq and is a predicted model, not a curated record. The transcript is spliced from 4 exons.